AUGCGAAUAUUAGAAAUAACGAAUACAUUAGAAACCUCAACACGCCCGUUUCCAGCUGUUCCGCAGGAGGCCAGAUCAGAAAGAGAACAGUUACAAAACCGGAGCUGUGAGAACACCACAGUCGGUGUAACGAGGCGCUCGGCAAACCCGUGCACACUCCAAGCAGCGGCUCCGAGCACCUCAGCGAGGCUCCCGGCCGGCAGGACCCGGCGCCGCAGCCCCAGCCGUACACACCUGCCGGCCCUCCCGCAGCAGCACCGAGCCGAGCGCAGCCACCGCUUUCUACACGAAGGCGAAGCACCGAGAGCCACGCGGCUCUCCCCAGCCCGGCCCUGCCCGCUCGGGACGCCUCCAGGCGCUUCUCGGCCUCCCUCACACCAGGCUCGGCGUGCCGCGGGGAGCAGCGCUUCACCGCCAUCCGCCGAACCCGGCCCCGCGCGGGCCCCAGGAGGCGCCGAGGGCCGGGCCCCCACCCCGCCCCGCAGCCCUCCUUCCCGCCCCGCCGCCGGUACCGUACCCGCCGCCCGACGCGGGCGGUGUCCGCCUAGGCAGCCGCUCGCUCCUCCCGGCGCAUCUUCGGCCGCGCUGCGGCAGCGCGCCGUGCCGUGCGGCGGGGCCGCCCUCCAGCCGGCCGUCGGUUCCGCGGGUAGCGCGGCCACGCACUCCUCGCGGCGGCCGCUUUCCCGCGUAGGGAAGGGGGGCGGUUCACACAAAAGGCGGCCGCCGGCGCGGGGCGGGCAGGGCCGCGCCGCCUCCUUCCCCUCCUCCGCGGACACAACGACGCCGCCGGGCCCCGCGCGCGCCGCCCCGGCCCCUCACUAA
This is a messenger RNA of Gallus gallus (chicken), 822 nucleotides long. RefSeq names its product translation initiation factor IF-2-like. The record is from RefSeq and is a predicted model, not a curated record. NCBI's taxonomy places the organism in Eukaryota, Metazoa, Chordata, Aves, Galliformes, Phasianidae. The transcript has a single exon. Bases 1 to 822 code for a protein of 273 amino acids.